This is a messenger RNA of Mustela lutreola (European mink), 1692 nucleotides long. RefSeq names its product zinc finger protein 575 (gene ZNF575). Gene Ontology annotation, molecular function: DNA-binding transcription factor activity, RNA polymerase II-specific; RNA polymerase II transcription regulatory region sequence-specific DNA binding. NCBI's taxonomy places the organism in Eukaryota, Metazoa, Chordata, Mammalia, Carnivora, Mustelidae. The coding region runs from base 523 to 1263 and encodes 246 amino acids. The transcript is spliced from 4 exons. Gene Ontology annotation, biological process: regulation of transcription by RNA polymerase II. Gene Ontology annotation, cellular component: nucleus. The record is from RefSeq and is a predicted model, not a curated record.
UCUGAUCUCUACGCUCAGUUUCCCCCAGUUAGGUCCUGCACGUGCUUGACUCCAGUCAGCCACCGUAGGCCCCGCACCCCGCAGUGUACUUUCUUACGACCCUUCUACCGGUAGCUCCGUGCUUGCUCACCAACUGGCCUGCCUUGCGCACCCACCCCUCCUUCCAUUUCUUCUCCCCCGCAGCAGCCUCCGCUGGCUGCGACUGCGCAUGCGUACCGACGCCCCACACCGGCCCCCCGUGGGAGGAGGGGAGGGAAAUGAAGCUGAGCCGAGCCGCUCACGCGCGCUCCCUCUCCUCCCGUCGCUAGGCACGCGGCCGGUGCUGCAGCUUUGCCACGUCCGAGGGCAGCGCUGCAGCUGCUGCGGCCACGGCGGGAGGGGCAUGGAGCCCCGCCCCCGGGGAGGGGCCUUCUGCAGGUCUCCCCUCUACCCUCCCCGCUAGGGAUGAAAUUUAGCAACGAGAAGGAACCAGUUCACGCGGCGUCGAUGGGCUGAGACUAAACCGAGACUCGGACCAGCAAGAUGCUGGAGCGAGAUGCAGAGUCCGCCGCCGGGGACACCGAUCCUAGUCCCACUGGCAAGGAACCGGUAACCAAAGGAGGAGCUCCCCCCCAGGGCUCAACGCAGAAGCCCAGCCAGUCGGUUCCAGGGCCUGCCUCGUCAGUGGGGGUGCCUCCCCAACCCCGCCGGCGGCCCCCACCCCAGCGCCCACACCGCUGCCCCGACUGUGACAAGGCCUUCUCGUACCCGUCCAAGCUGGCCAUGCACCGGCUGGCACACGGUGGCGCUCGGCCUCAUCCGUGUCCCGACUGCCCCAAGGCCUUCUUCUAUCCCUCCAAGCUGGCAGCCCACCGCCUCACGCACAGUGGCGCCGGCCCACACCCGUGUCCACACUGCCCCAAAGCCUUUGGCCACCGCUCCAAGCUGGCAGUCCACCUCUGGACCCAUGCACCCACCCGCCCCUACCCAUGCCCCGACUGCCCCAAGUCCUUCUGCUACCCCUCCAAGCUUGCAGCCCACCGCCACACGCACCAUGCCACCGACGCACGCCCCUAUCCGUGCCCGCACUGCCCCAAGGCUUUUUCAUUCCUCUCCAAACUGGCCGCCCAUCGCCUCUGUCACGAUCCCCCGACGGCACCGGGCAGCCAGGCCACAGCCCGGCAUCGCUGCUCCAGCUGCGACCAGGCCUUUGGCCAAAGACGCCUCCUGCUCCUUCACCAGCGCAGCCACCACCAGGCUGAGAGUCAGGGGGAGCGCGAGUGAGUCCUCCCCUCAGCUCAUGGGCCCCUCUGCCACCAGCUGGGGUCAGUGAAGAGGUGGCAUUUUUAAGCUGGGCUGUAAGGACUUGCCUUGAGCAGACAGCUGUCAGGGAGACGGACUCCACACUGGGUUCCAGCCCAGAGGGCUUAGGAACAAUUUGCUCACCUGUUUCGGGGGAGGGGAAGGUAUCAUCCACAGACUUAGCGCUGGGCCCCAAACCACAGGCUUGGAGCUGUGGUUUGAAAGCAAGCCGACUCCGGUUCUUCCCUUCAUUUAUAAGGCGAAAGUAAGAAGUCUGCUACCAUCGUUGGUUGCCGAGGAAUGUGGGGAAACGGGGUCUCUCCUUAUUGUAAGUUAAAUCGGUGCCUCCAUUUUGGCCAUUUGUCCAUAAAAAAAUUUAAAACGCUUACAUGCUCGUGUCAACUAUUCCAC